Molecule: messenger RNA, 1542 nt
Organism: Erythranthe guttata (spotted monkey flower)
Lineage: Eukaryota; Viridiplantae; Streptophyta; Magnoliopsida; Lamiales; Phrymaceae
Source: RefSeq, a predicted model, not a curated record
UCCCGACUGAAAACCUUCGAUUUGGGGGGAAAUUAUUUACGCUGCUCUGAAACUCGAGAGGUUAGAGGUGUAAUGGCGGAGACGAAGCAAUCGUUUGAUGUCAAUACUUCCGGCAGGAAAAGGAACUCAGGCAAGAAGAAGGGAAAAAUGUCGAAGAAAAGGCAGAGAGUGAUGCCGCAAGGUGCCGAUAACAAGGUUCGAGUUGACAAAAAAAUGCAAAAAAUGUUUCAGAAGAGGGCUAGGGAUUACAAUUCUUCCGGCGAGGAGGAGGAAGACGAGCAGCCUCGCCGCCGCCAGUCCGGCGGCGCAGCUGGAUAUAAUAGAAAGGACGGAGGAGGCGGCGGCGGUGGGGAGGAGCGGCCUCCUCGUGGGCAGUUUCCCCGGCAGACUAUUUAUAACAAGUUUCAGAAGAAGGACGAUGAAUUCGAAGGUGGGUUCUCGGAUGAUGGGGAGGAAGAGGAUCAAGGGGCUGAUGCGGAGGAAGUUUCGGAAGACGAAAAUGGCGGGAUUCAGCCCGGUGUUACGAAGUUUGCGGAGGGAAUUAAUGCUUUUAGAUUGGCGUUUAAGAAAAUUGUUAAGAAGAGUGGUGGUGAUGAAGAUAUACUGGGCCCGGUAUUAUCUGCCAAUAAGAAGCUAGUAGCUGAGAAGCUAGCUGAAGAAGAAUCGGAGAAGAAAGUGAAGGGCGAGGCGAAGAAGGAGAAACAUUUGAUACGAGAGAAGGGGCAUUUGGCGGAGGUUCCGAAGCAUUUGGAUGCCCAUGAAAAGUUUCUAUUGGGAAUAGCAACAAAAGGAGUGGUCAAGCUUUUCAAUGCUGUAAAUAAGGCUCAGAAUGCUAAGAACGGUUUAAAUCCAUCGAGAUCGAAAGAUGAGAAGGGUAUUUCAAUAGCUUUUAAUUUCUUAUAUCAAAUUAUUUCUGUUUCCUACAAUUCCGUUCUUGGUGUAAUAAGAGCCACUAGAACAUUCUUCUCGGAGUUGGGCAGGACACCAUCGGGAUCCGUUGGAACUGCUGUUAAGGUUGGCACGUCCGGUGGCUCUGCUGAUGGUGAAGGUCCUGCAUGGGCCCCUCUGCGUGAUAAUUACAUGCUAACGAACCCCAAGUUGAAAGAUUGGGAUAAGAUGCAGGAUACAAAUGUUGAAGACGAAUUCGGGAGGCAAUCAGACGCAGAUUCUUCGUCCGGUGACGAUUAAAGCGUUCGUUUUGACAUUUCAAUUUCUUUCUACUCUAUAUAACGGCGAAAUGAGUUCUUGAUACUUGGAGCGAGUUGACUAGGUUUACGGGUGAUCUUGUUCAACACUUCCAGGAGUAAAGAAAAUUACACCCCCGACCGCCGUUUGAUUAUCCAAAUGUAGAUUUAAGGGAAGAAAAUCCAUGUUCAGUGUUUUAUUAAAUAUGAAUAUUCAGUUCAAUCAAAAUACCAGGUUUCUUCACUUUUGUUAAAUUUGGUUAAUGUUCUCUUGUCCUAAACAAACAAAGUAAGCUUUAGCUGUCUUGAUGUUAAUGUCACAAGGUCAACUUUAUUUAUUUAUUUAUUAUUUAUUUUA